This is a messenger RNA of Lolium rigidum, 690 nucleotides long. RefSeq names its product glutathione transferase GST 23-like. Lineage: Eukaryota; Viridiplantae; Streptophyta; Magnoliopsida; Poales; Poaceae. Gene Ontology annotation, biological process: glutathione metabolic process. The record is from RefSeq and is a predicted model, not a curated record. The coding region runs from base 1 to 690 and encodes 229 amino acids. The transcript has a single exon. Gene Ontology annotation, molecular function: glutathione transferase activity. Gene Ontology annotation, cellular component: cytoplasm.
AUGAGCGAGCCGGUGAAGCUGCUGGGCGCCUUCGGUAGCCCGUUCACGCACCGCGCGGAGGCGGCGCUGCGGCUGAAGGGAGUGGCCUACGAGUUCAUCCAGGAGGACCUGGGCAACAAGAGCGAGCUGCUGCUCCGGCACAACCCGGUCCACAAGAAGGUGCCGCUGCUCCUCCACGGCGACCGUGCCGUCGCGGAGUCGCUCGUGAUCGUGGAGUACGUCGACGAGGGCUUCGAGGGCCCGCCCCUUCUCCCUCUCGGAGAUGCCCUGGCCCGCGCCAGCGCCCGCUUCUGGGCGCAGUUCGCCCUGGACAGGUGCUCGAGGACGCUGUUCAAGGCGCUGUGGACGCCGGACGGCGAGGCGCGGAAGGGGUUGGUGGCGGAGGCGAAGGAGAACCUGGCGCUGAUGGAGGCGCGGCUGGAGGGGAGGAGGUUCUUCGGAGGCGAUGAGGUCGGGUACCUCGACAUCGCCGCCAGCGGGCUCGCGUGGGUCACGGUGCUGGAGGAGCUCGCCGGAGCGGAAAGGAGCAUGAUCGGCGAGGAGGAGUUCCCUGCCCUGUGCCGGUGGCGCGGGGAGUACACCUCCCAUGAGGCCGUGAAGGCGUGCUUGCCGAGCAGGGGCCAGAUCGUGGCCUUCUACGCGGGGAUGAAGGAAAAACUCGCGCUCCUUGCCACGUCAAUGCAAAAGUAA